This is a messenger RNA of Prunus armeniaca (apricot), 453 nucleotides long. The record is from the annotation of a GenBank genome assembly. NCBI's taxonomy places the organism in Eukaryota, Viridiplantae, Streptophyta, Magnoliopsida, Rosales, Rosaceae.
AUGCCAAGGAUAGACUCGAAACGGUUGCCUCUCAGGCUCAAAAGGUCAUGCACUGAUGUACUCAAUCAGCUCACUAAGCCACAGCAGGCACCCACUUCCUCCAUCCCCGGUAUCCAAGUUUGCAAAAGCCGUGCAGGAGCAGUUCUUCAUGCACAACAUCUCACAUUCCUUGACUUUCAAGUAUAUGCUAAAUUGAAAGCAAAUAUAAAAUAUUUGGUUGCAUUUGUACGGCUUCUGUGGGCUGCAUCAAGAAAGUACAACUUCGAUCUUCAUGUUUUAGAGUCUAAAGCCCAAGAUGCCAAGGAUAGACUCGAAAUGGUUGCCUCUCAGGCUCAAAAGAUGGCUGACACGGUUACAGAACAAUGGAUUCAAAUUCAGCGGCUUGAGCAGGCUCUUCAUAUUACACAAAAAAAAAAGAAGAAGAAAGAUUUGUCUCCUCCUCCUGUUGCAUAG